Messenger RNA from Anopheles nili, 784 nucleotides. RefSeq names its product protein obstructor-E. Gene Ontology annotation, molecular function: chitin binding. The transcript has 3 exons. The record is from RefSeq and is a predicted model, not a curated record. Bases 60 to 716 code for a protein of 218 amino acids. NCBI's taxonomy places the organism in Eukaryota, Metazoa, Arthropoda, Insecta, Diptera, Culicidae. Gene Ontology annotation, cellular component: extracellular region.
GGAACGCAUUUUAAACGCUUUGUUAGAUAGUGAUUACGAAGCCCAUCUGUUUUAUAAUCAUGCAGCUGAAUGGAAAGAUCGCCGUUGCGAUCGUGAUCUGUGCGUCAGCGCUAUUCUUUUACGCACAUGGUCAGUCCUGUCCGGAGCGAAAUGGUCGUUAUCCCGUGUCCGAUCAGUGCGACGCUUAUACUGAAUGUGUUGAUGGUGAACCUAAACGACAGCUUUGCCCGGAUGGAUUGCUGUUCAACGACAAGGCAUCAUUGUUCACUUAUCCUUGCCAAUAUCCGAUCGACGUAGACUGCGGAAGCCGCUCGAGAACCCAACCACCGAUCCCGACGGAAGAAUGUCCACAUCAGUUCGGCUACUACAAGGUGGGCGAUCGGGCCAAUUGUGGACAGUUCAAGAACUGUGCCGGUGGAACAGCUUUCGUGCUUGAUUGUCCCACGGGGCUCGCCUUCAAUUCGGCCACAUAUCAGUGCGAUUGGGCCGACCUAGUGGAGGAUUGUGAUGCUGAGGCGUAUCUAGGCUUUAAGUGCCCUCCCCAGGCACAAGGACUGAUUCAACCGGUGCGGUUCUUCCGUGCACCCAACGAUUGUCAGAAAUACUUCCUGUGCGUUGACGACAGGCCGAGAGUGAACUUCUGCGGCCCGGAACAGGCCUUUAACGAGCUCAUCAACGCGUGCGACGGUCUCGCGAACGUCACCGGGUGUGCUUAGGAUCUCGUUCCUAAUAUUCUCAAUACGUUCCAUAUCCUCAAUUAAUUCACUAAAAUACUCGAAUCAAU